Pristis pectinata (smalltooth sawfish) is the source of this 4034-nucleotide messenger RNA. It is a transcript of the gene mlc1, whose product is annotated as modulator of VRAC current 1. The record is from RefSeq and is a predicted model, not a curated record. NCBI's taxonomy places the organism in Eukaryota, Metazoa, Chordata, Chondrichthyes, Rhinopristiformes, Pristidae. The transcript has 12 exons. Gene Ontology annotation, cellular component: cytoplasmic vesicle; endoplasmic reticulum; plasma membrane. Gene Ontology annotation, biological process: regulation of response to osmotic stress. Bases 114 to 1253 code for a protein of 379 amino acids.
GCCCACUGCACUGUAAAAUCUUCUGGAGCACUUUGCGUGAGCACAGCACACUGGUGCACAACACUGAGAUUGCUGUCACUUGCAGUUUUGCUCGUCAAAACGCAAAAAGGAAAAUGACCAAGGAAGAUAAUUACAAAGAAGAGUUUGGCUAUGAUAAAAUGUCUACAUUGGAAGGAGUAAAACAGGACAAUGGAAGUUACAACACCGACUUUCAAUCUAGUGAUCUUCAGCUGGACAGAAAAUGUCAUACUUGCUUUCAUCACAGGGGAUGGAUCUACAGUCUGAUGAUUGGGAGUUGCCUCCUGAUAACUACUGGCUUUUCAGUUUAUCUGGGAAAUGUAUUUCCUGAUGAAAUGGACUACUUGCGUUGUGCAGCAGGUUCAUGUAUUCCUGCAGCAGUUGUCAGUUUUGCUACAGCUAAGAGAAGAGUUAAUACGUUACCACACCUCCAGCUUCUCUUUAUCUCCACAUUCACGAUCACGACAACGUGCAUGAUUUGGUAUGGGUGCAAACUGCUCCUCAAUCCAGCUGCGUUAAAUAUAAACUUUAACUUGGUUUUACUUGUAAUUUUGGAAAUUCUCAUGGCAAGUAAAGUCAUCUUGUCAGCAAGAUCCGACACUAAAUGCUGCAAGAGAAAGAAAGUGUUGUCAUACAAUGAAACAACAUUCUUUUGUCACAUAAAAUUCCCAUCUCGUACUCUGAAGUCUUAUUCGGUGGUUGAAGUGAUUGUGGCAAUUUGUGCAGUGUUUGGUGGAAUUAUUGCUCUAAACAUGGGUGCCCUAGUUCCUGGACCUUACCUCUCUGUGACAUUCUUUUGGAUUUUGGCUGCAUGUUUUCCUGGUGCUAUUGCAAGCCAUGUUGCAGCAGAAUACCCCUCCAAGUUCAUGAUAGAGGUCUUAAUUGCAAUGAGCAGUGUCACAACGCCAAUGCUGUUCACUGCCUCUGGCUAUCUAUCCUUCAGUAUUAUGAAGUUCAUUAACAUCUUUCGGCAGAAUUCAACAAGUUUGCUUCAGUCUUAUGAUAUUCUGGUAUUUGUUCUGAUGCUUCUGUUGCUGGUUCAGUCCAGUCUGAUGCUUGCCACAAUUGUCCACUGUGUGAGCUACAAGAUGCAGCUUAAAUAUUAUGAGUCAACAUGGAAUAUGUCAGUUUUCCAAAAGGAGAGCUGUAAGACAGUUGAGAUACCCAAAUCUGCCACAAAGGACUUUGAUAAAGAUAAGGCAUGGAAAGCAGUCAUGGUUCAGAUGGUGCAGUAGCAACAAGCUGUUUCUUGGAUGAGCCUUCAAAUUAUAGCACAAACAAUUGACAUGUAAUUUCUUUUUUAUCCAUUGGUCAUUUCUGAAUAUGACAUACCAUCCAAUGAGAAAGCUUUAGGGAAACAUUGUAAAUAAUAUAAUUUUUGUUCAAUUAAUUUAGGAUUUCUGUAUCAGACUGACAUUAACACAUGGAUCUGUAUCUUUAAAAAUCUAGUUUCACUUGAGUUAACUGCAAAAUAACAUUUUCUACAAUAUUGUUCUAAUUUACACUGUAACAGAUUUUUAUUUAGGUUCAAUUUAUAUUGUGUACUGGAAUAACUGGAAAUAUACUUUAGCAAUGAUGAACAUUAAUUGUGUUUAUUGGUGAAAAAAACAGCAACAAAACUUGACACGGAAGUACAAAUCAGCAUUAUGAUAUUCAGCAUUAAUUGACAUCGGCUUAGCAUGCUAUAUAGUUGUCCAUCUUUUUUGCAAAUUUGCAAUCUAUUUCAGUUAGUUAAGAAUGAACAGUUUUGAAAAUAAAUUACAACUUGCUGAAAAGUUUACUCUUGAGGAUUUGUUUGAGCUCUCAAACCAGCUGAGAACCUCAACAUCAGAUUCUUUAAGUAUACUUUGAUUAGCCCAGCUUGUGGUGGAUGUAAAACUUAGCAUGAGAGAAGCAGGAGAGUUGUGGGAGAUUUCAAUCUUGGCAUGGAUGGAUGAGGUAUAAACAAAAACCUUUUAUUUCAUGCAGCAUACAGCUCACCUCUGCUCUCUCAGCCCACUCUCAACUGUGAUAUAGAAAACAACAUUUUUGUACAUUUUUUUGGGACAAAGAACACAACUUCAAUGUGUAACAUUUUACUUGCAAUCUAAGAGCUAAUCUGUGUACAGAGAACUGUGUGAUUGGUAACUUCGUCCCUUACUGUCCCUCACAGGUGGACCACAUAGAAACCCUCUUCACCCUCCCGGGGUCUGGUGGUCUCAUCUGUUAGGUAUUUCUGAUAUUAGGCCAAAUUACUGUUAUCUCUGCUCCUGUAAUAACCAAUGACUCCUCUGCUGAGACCCUAGUUGGAGAUGUCUUAGAGUGGAGCCACUGGUGUGUAUCCUACUACAGCCAGCCGGUUACUGUCUCUGUUUCUUCCAAUGCACUGCAGCUGAGACCUUGGCCUUAGUAAAGCUGAGAGGGUGUUACUGGGAGUAUUGUCUCUUAUCCCAUGAAGCUGUCUGCUUUGGUGCCAGCUUGCAGUCAUGUCUGACCUUCACUUCAGCAGCAGGCAACUGAACCUUUCUUAGUCUAAUGUACAAGGUCAUCUUAACUCUUGAUUGCCUGUGCAGAUGAAAUACAUGUCAAUUUGUCCCCUCCCACCUGCUCUGAUAUUCAUAAGAUCAUGGCUGAUCUUUUAUGUCAGUCCCACUUUUCUCCAUUUACCCCAUAAUUCUUGAUUCCCUUAAUAUCCAAUCACUAUCCUAUCUUUGCCUUGAAUGAACUCAGCAAUGAGCCUCCAUAACUCUCUUGGGUAGAGAAUUCGAAAGAUUCACUACCUCUCAGUCCUGAAUGGCUAAUCCCUUAUUAACCCCUCAAGUCUUGUAAAAAUUAAGAGCCUUUCAAUGAGAUCACCUCACCUUCUUUAACCUGAAGAGAGUAUAGGCCCAAUCUGUUUAAACAGCCCUCAUAGUUUAAACCUUGCAUCCUAGGAAUCAAUCUAGUCAACUUUGUUACACUUCCUCUAUUGCAAGUAUAUCCUUCUUUGGAUAUGGAGACCUAUCUUGUACACAAUAUUCCUUAUGUGAUCUCACCAGGAUCCUCUAUUAUUGCAGUAAGACUUAGCCACUCUUCAAAUUCUCUUGUGAUAAAGCCAAUGUAUCAUUUGCCUUUCUGAUUGCUUGCUGAAAUUUUGAGUGAUCCACUACGUGCAGAACCACCUCCUUCAAGAACUUGGAUUGCAGGUGAUCAGGUUUUAGCGAUUUAUUGGCUUUCAAUUCCACUAAUUUCUAUUUUUUAGCUAAUACUAAUUUCUUUCAGUUCCAUAUUCACUCUAGACCUAAUGUUCUCCACUGUUUCUGGGAGGUUUCCCAUGUCAUUUUCCAUGAACACAACAUACAUUUUUACUUUCUUUGUAAAAACUCUGAAACAUUGACACAGUCCCUGCCCUGUCCCUGGUGAUUUUGGACGGGAGCACUAGCUGUUCAAAUUAAGGCCUGUUUGAGAAUCACAAUGUGGCAUCCUCUGACGAGAAGUUAUGGAUUUGUUUUUUUCAUUCAAUUCCUGACCAUGAUAUCAAUUCCUGACCAUGAUAAGCUUGUGUUGUGAUCCCUAUUACUAAGGCUGUCUGUAUAGUACUUGGGUUACUUCCCAUCACAUUCCUCAUCCUUUCAUGAUUCAAGUCUAUGAUUUUUUUGACAUUCUCUGGUGAAAAGUCAUGGAUUUGUUUUAGUGGGGGGGGUGGGAGGGGGAAGAAUAUUGGUGGUGGGGGCAGAGAGAAUUUUUAUGCCAAUACUGUUCUGUCCAUUCUGGAAAACAGACUGGUAGGAGACAAAAAAUAGCUCCGUGUGUUGUAGCUGUACAUAAAAGAUGAUAACUAGAAUGAAAAAAAUAAGCAUUUUAAUGCCCUUAGUGUCCAUUGGAGUCCCUUGUCUUUCAGUUUUUACAGUUUGUAAAGUUGAUGAUACUUUAUUUUACUUCAUUGGUUUAUCUAAAUUGUUAUGUGAUUGCUUAAUGAUCAUGUAUAUUCUGUAAACUCUGAUAUUUUGAAGGCAUGCUUUAUUCAGGGUCCAAUAAAAUAAUUUGAUUAAGCUCUU